CUUGGCUUCUCACAGUGACCUUGAACUGAGGACUCAUCCCCUCAUUGGGGAGGUCAGUCUGUGAGGGAAGGAGUCAGUGCUGAGCAGAGGCAAAAACCGGUGAGAUUGUCUCUCACACCCUCAGUGAAGGUUUCAUCGGGCUCCUGACCCCCCACCCUCUGCAUCUUCCCAGAUUCCAGGGCAGUGGUUCUCAAACACAAGCAUCAGAGUCACCUGGACUAAACCUAAGAGCAUCACGGACUUUCAGCGUGAGAGAGAGAGUAAAAGAAUGAGAAAACUUACUGUGUGCCCGCCUCUCCUGUUCUACAAUGAGUGCCAAAUCUGCCAUCAGCAAGGAAAUUUUUGCACCUCUUGAUGAAAGGAUGCUGGGAGCUGUCCAGGUCAAGAGGAGGACAAAGAAAAAGAUUCCUUUCUUGGCGACUGGCGGCCAAGGCGAAUACUUAACUUACAUCUGCCUGUCAGUGACAAACAAGAAACCCACACAGGCAUCCAUUACGAAGGUCAAACAGUUUGAAGGCUCCACGUCGUUUGUGCGGAGAUCACAGUGGAUGCUUGAGCAGCUUCGCCAGGUGAAUGGCAUCGAUCCUAAUCGGGAUUCUGCAGAGUUUGAUUUGUUGUUUGAAAAUGCUUUUGACCAGUGGGUAGCCAGCACAGCCUCAGAAAAAUGCACCUUCUUCCAGAUCCUCCACCACACCUGCCAGAGGUACCUUACGGACAGGAAGCCGGAGUUUAUUAACUGCCAAUCCAAAAUCAUGGGAGGAAACAGCAUCCUCCAUUCGGCGGCCGACAGCGUGACCAGUGCCGUACAGAAAGCAAGCCAGGCCUUGAACGAGCGCGGGGAGCGGUUAGGCCGAGCAGAGGAGAAGACAGAGGACAUGAAGAACAGCGCCCAGCAGUUUGCAGAAACUGCACACAAGCUUGCCAUGAAGCACAAAUGUUGAGAAACUGCCUGUCCUGGUGACCCUCUUAAGAGAAAUGGAAGAGUCUGUUCAGCAGUUUUUACAAGAAUUCCGGACCUCCACUUGCUUCUUUUUUCCAAUGAUAUAUGGACAUCUAAGGUUUUUGUUUUCUUUUGAUAUGUUAAUCUGUUUUUCUGUUAAUAUUAAAAAAACGUGGUGUUUUUACAUCUUGCUAAGAAUGCUGCAAUAGCAAUAGCUUCAAUUUGUUUUUGUUUUUUCCACCGUGUGUACAUGUUUGUAUGUUUUCCUUGUUUUUAGAGGGGGGGUUUGUGUGUGUGUGGUAGUUUGAAUAUGAAAUUUGGACCAAAUGAUACACUGAGUUGGGCCUAAGCUGGCAUCAUGUGUUUUUUCCUGAUAUUAAGCAGGAAGACAUUUUAAUAUGGUGACAUCAGAUGUUAUUUUUCCUGGUUGGAAAUAAAGGCAAGCAGUGAUUGGGUUCACUCAAUAUCCCAGCUGCUCUUAAUUUGAAGGUUAAGAUUCUAUAUCCUGAGAAAUAAAUCUGUAUUAUGGAAAACAAUUGGAGUUAUCACGGGAAAGAGCAGUCUCAGAUUUUUGCUUUUUAUGUAAUAAUCUUUAGCAUGAGCCAUCACUAGCAUUCAAAACAACAAAUCAGAAUCACAGAUAGAAAUCUCCUGUUUGAGCUGUCCGAAUACUUGUUUCUAGGCUGAUUAUUUGAAAUUAUCAUAUGAAGGAUAAAAAUUUGAGAUUAAAGACCAAAGAAAAAGCUACUGAAAAACCUUUGUGCACUUAUGGCUGCUGCUUUCUUUUGUCAUUGUCCCAAAUUCCGGUAGCUGGUAUUGAAAAGAACUUGGAUUUUUAUCAAGAAUUGAUUUGUCCAGAUAAAGGUCCGCGUAACUGAUAAUGUGAAAACAUACUACAUUUAAAAUCUUUUUUCUUUUCUUUUUACAAAGUCAUGUCUAUUUUAGAAACACCCUCACAAUGUCCUUGGGAAAUGGCUUUCAGUUCCCUAGUAUCAGAUUUUGGGGAGUUUUGAUGUUGUUAUUGCUGUCUGUUUAUUUAAUGUAAUUUCAAGUUUGGGUUUCUUGACAAAUUGCAUUUCCCAGCAAUUGCAGCUUGCCAGGGCUGACGGAAGACAGCAGCCAUGAAGCCUUUCCGUUGCAGUCAAAUUGAAAAUAGUUGGUACACACAUGUGGUUUUGUAUUACUCAAGAUAGCACUGGGUUUAGAGUCUGGGAGUUCAUUUCUUAGAGGGUUUAACAUGCUAAACAUAAAAGCCAUGCUUUGUCUUCUUGAAACAGGAGGCAAGCUGUGCAUUCAGACACAUUGCCAGCCUCCCACUGCAGCGCAUUGAUUUUUAAGCUGCCUGAAUCUUCGGGACCUUUUUUGUCUCUUCCUAUUCGUGGAGCCAAUUGAAUCCAUGUGUAUUGUAGCCUCUUUCGUAGCAGUGUAAGGUGACUUCUGGAUUAUUUAUGCUGAUUUAAGUAGCUUAAAUUCUCCUGAUAGAGCAUUCCCAGGGAGACAGAAAGAUGGGUUAUGGGGGGCGGGGGGGGGGAGGCACAGCGGUGAUUAUCUUAGUAGUUUGUGUCAAAAGGGUGAUGAGAUUUGCUGGAGACAAAUUUCUGAAUCCUCUUAGGGAGAUGAUCCAGUUCUAGAAGACUGUAAAAUUUAUAUGGUAAACUAUGUAAGUUUACUAUAAUAUGAUGUACUUUUCUUUUGGUGUGUAAAAAGUUUAAAGAAACAAGAAACUUUGUGUCUGAUGAGUACCAUUACAAGCAUUUAUAAUUUCUAAGGCAAACCCAAACUAUCACUCCAAAGAGAUUUUGUUUGCAGAUACCAUUUCAGAACACACACGUUAAUCUUCCCAAACUGAAUUCUAGCUUCAGAGGUAGAUAGUUGGUAUAAAAAAUUGAAAGGGUGACUCUAAAACCCCCUGACAAUAGGCCAAACUCAAAAAUACAAUUUGUUGCCAACUAUCUAGCAACAGCUCUGCAGAGCUGCUUCUAAGGUAGCAGAGGAUGAGGUCAUAAGCAUACUGUGAAAUUUGAGAUUCUUCCUCCCUGGUUGAAUUGUGAUAGUUACUCUUCAUAAAUGUAAGUAUUCCGCAUCUUUCCCCACUCUCUGUUUAUCCUUUUAGACGUAAGUUUUAUUGGAAAUAGCCUGGAUUAGAAGAAGACCUAUCUGAAUUGGCUUCCUCUAUUGAUUUGCUUUCAGGCCACAGUCAUGCCCUUGACCUCCCAGGGUCAGAGUCAGACACAGGACUUCACCCCCCGGAGAGGCCAGAGCCGCAGGCCCUGUCCCUCCUCAACCUCCUGAGCUGCUGCACAGCAGCCCGGGGAUGACACACAUGAAGUUCUUUGCUCUCCUUUUGUAGAAGGUGCUGCAAUACAAAAUAUUAAUAAAAUCUGACCUAGAGGAAAUCGGUAAAAUGACUCACAUGAUUUGGGACCAAUUCAUUUGGUCGAGCUUGCUAGGAGACAGUUAAUAUCUGUUUGUUUCAUUUCUGCACUUCACUAUGAGUUUUUGGGGUACUGUGUUUUUGUGAAGGACUUCUUAAAUUGUAUUGACAACACAUAAUGAAAAGAAAUUUCCCAGUGUUAUUACUUCCUGGAAUGUAGCCGUAGUCUUCUUCCCUAGUAUUACUAGAUAUCUGUGUACAGGAAGUAUACAGUUAUUCAGGUUAAUGUUUCAUAUUAAAGAAUGUAUUUGUAAAAUGUAGCAGGAUCAGUAGUUAACAUUUUUUAAGCUCUGAAAAGAUAAUGAUUAUGUGUUAGACUUCAAAUUACAGUGAAAUCUGUCUUGAUACUACUUUUGUGGCUAGCAAAGAUUGUGCAUUUAUGUAAAAAUAUUUACAGAAUGCCCUUAAUGAGACAUUAAAGAUAGAUUUCUCUUUUGAGUUUUAGAAUUGUGACACCACUGAUGUCUGUCGUACAGUUAGUUCCCCAGAAGUUCUCUGAGAUGUCAUAUAAUUUUUGUUUCUUUCAGAGAUGAGUAACACCUGCUCAUGAUUCACUAUUGUAGCGAACUCUAAUUUUGUCAUUAAAUACUUUAACU
Molecule: messenger RNA, 3970 nt
Organism: Pteronotus mesoamericanus
Lineage: Eukaryota; Metazoa; Chordata; Mammalia; Chiroptera; Mormoopidae
Gene: STXBP6
Product: syntaxin binding protein 6
Exons: 6
Coding region: 309-941 (210 amino acids)
Biological process (GO): Golgi to plasma membrane transport; regulation of SNARE complex assembly; exocytosis
Cellular component (GO): plasma membrane; exocyst
Molecular function (GO): phosphatidylinositol-4,5-bisphosphate binding
Source: RefSeq, a predicted model, not a curated record